This is a messenger RNA of Cyanidioschyzon merolae strain 10D, 1131 nucleotides long. RefSeq lists its product as hypothetical. The record is from RefSeq and is a predicted model, not a curated record. Lineage: Eukaryota; Rhodophyta; Bangiophyceae; Cyanidiales; Cyanidiaceae. The transcript has a single exon. Bases 1 to 1131 code for a protein of 376 amino acids.
AUGAAUAAAAGUGAUGAUAGGUUCCGCUGGCUUCACACUGCGCUGCCAAUAGGUGUUGCACUUUGUGGACGACCGCUCGUGGAUUCUGAACGUUUCUCGCAGAGUACGCUGUUCACUGCGCGCGACGAGUCUGUGUAUACGUGCUACGGCGACUCGAGCGUUAUACUUGACCGGUUAUCUUGCCAGCGGCUCGCGUUUGAUGGUGCGUUUGUGUUCGGGAGCAACGAUAGCCCGAGUCAGCUCUACUUCGAUGCAGCUUUCCGGAGUCAAAACUUGCGUGAGCAGGACGCAUCGGUACCAACGUCCCAGCCUGUAUGGUCUAUCCAGGAUGCCAUUUCGGCCGCAAUAGCCGGAGUUGCGGACGUUUGCAUCUUUACGUAUGGCGGCCAUAUGACGGGGAAGUCCACCACGCUGCGGCGCGUGAUGCUUCUCGCUGCGCAGGAUAUCAGGAGAAAGCUUGCGACCAGCCCAGCGGCUGUCUGUUUACAUGCAACAGAAUAUCGUUUUGAUGAGAACGACGUAGAGUUAAUUCGUACGCUCUACACAGCGGAGCAGGUAGACGCUGAUCAACUGCCCAGUGUUCUGUGGCAUGAAUUUCACCGGGGCGAGCUGGCCAAUGGUCAACCAGCACCGUCCACAUCGCACUUUGUCUGGAGCAUGGUUUUCGCCCACGGGUCACGAAUCAUUUUCGCUGAUACUUGUGGUGCCUCACGUGUGACACCAAAGGGCCUUCGAUGCCAAGUAGAUUUGUCCAUUUUUUCUCUUGAGCAGGCUGCGCUGCACACUGUCGAACACAUGCAGGGUACGGCCUUCACGAGGUCGAUCGCGUGCGGCGUGGGAGGCCAUGCCAUAGGCAUCGCUUUGUGCUGUUUCGGCCAGACAGCUUUCCAUUAUUUUCACGAGAACGCUCAAACUUUUCAAAUUGCGAGGAGUCUCAUGCGCAUUGUGAAUCCGAUUCGGUUGGCAGCGUCGCCCAGCACCACAGCGGCGACAUCGUUGUCGGAGUUCUCCCAGGCACCCCAGCUGUUGAACGAUUCAGCUCUGGGAGAACUGUGCUCGCUUCGGCGCGCCCAUUCCCCCAAUGUAUUCGGCAGGGAUGAUUCAAGGCACAGCGUUAUUUUUUACGACUAA